AUGGCCGUGCGAGUGUACGUACUCCUCGGAAAGCCCACAGCUAUCUCCAUCGUGCUCGGAACACUAUUCCUGAUCACGCAUAGCCUAAACAUCUCGGUGACCGUGUGGUUUGUGGCAGGGGGGACGAUCAUGUAUACGUCAUUCGAGUUCCUCGAUAUCAACAUAUGCCAGCAAUACGUGCCUCCGAAUCGGGUGUGGGCGUUUCCUGCAACAAGUUUUGCCGUUCUGGGCUUCGACAUUAUCCUUUGCGCACUUGCCCUACACCACGCGGUUAAGCGCUUUCCUGCUGCUUUCUGGCGGGCUCCGCUCCAAGCAGCAGCAGGUCUGGCGUCGGUGAUCGUACGCGAUAACUUGGUAUACUUUUUCUUGACCUUGAUUGCGAUGAUGCUCUCCGCAAUUGAUUUUGUACCCAUUAUUACAAAGUCGAUCAUAUUCAACUCUAUCUACCCAAUACCGCAGAUGAUGCUGUUGACGAUGAUUGGUCCAUGGAUGAUAAUCAGCCUGCGCCGAAACUUCGACAAUGAUACCGGCGAAGGUGGACCUCAUUCCCAGGAGAUGAUCUCUGUAGCGUUUGCUAGCCCGGAGAUCCAACAAGAGGAAGAGAUUGAAGUUGUCGAGCGCUCUUUUGCGUAG
Molecule: messenger RNA, 633 nt
Organism: Coniophora puteana RWD-64-598 SS2
Lineage: Eukaryota; Fungi; Basidiomycota; Agaricomycetes; Boletales; Coniophoraceae
Exons: 4
Coding region: 1-633 (210 amino acids)
Source: RefSeq, a predicted model, not a curated record